Zerene cesonia (dogface butterfly) is the source of this 6484-nucleotide messenger RNA. RefSeq lists its product as uncharacterized. Lineage: Eukaryota; Metazoa; Arthropoda; Insecta; Lepidoptera; Pieridae. The record is from RefSeq and is a predicted model, not a curated record. Bases 533 to 3691 code for a protein of 1052 amino acids. The transcript has a single exon.
ACGUUCAUAGCGUCCGUACCCGGCGGCUGACCCGUCGUGUUCGCGCUUUAUUACAAACUACAUAACACGUCGCGAUUUUGUUAAGAAAAGUGCCAAGAUAUCCAAUUAACAUUUACUGUGAUUAUUAUUUAACGAUAAAAGUUUACAAUUUAGUUUUAGUAAAUAACUACGAUGAACAUUGAGUUUGGAACUUUAAAAACUAUAUUUUUUGUGUAAAGCAUCGAUUUAAAAUUUGUGCAUUCGGACAGUUGAGCGGAGUUUUGUGUUGUUUACGAAUACAGCGGCAGUGUUUACAGCGCGCACGUGGCCCGACGCCCGCCCGCGCGCGAUGCCGCGAAAAACUUUCUUUGAAAACAUUACUGUGGCAUAAGCUGGACCGCGAGGGAGACGCCGCGAUUACGACCAUGACUUUAACCUGUAGCGCUUGAUUUGUGUAGCAACGGCUACAUGUGCGUGGAAGAACAGAGUGCCGUUUUUUAUUUUAAUUUUUUCUUUGGAGGAGGCGGUGCUCUCCUUUGGAUUAAUGAUUUAAAUGGCUAACAGCAACACCGUGUCGUCGACUUUACCGUCGAGGGAUUAUCAUUGUAAGGUGUGCGAUCUUUAUUUGGACACUGUUGAUUCUUUAGAAGUGCAUUUACAAUAUCACAAAGAAAAUUUAUAUGUGAAGUGGGGUACGCAAAAUUCACAAAAUGAUACUGAAAAUAACAACGGCACAAAAAUAAAAAACGAAACUACUGUGUCAGCCCCUGCAGACUCCAGUGACAACAUGAUUACAAAACCUAGUCCGGAAUUUCAACAACGUGCUACACCGGAGACUUCUACGCAGUUUCCUCAUCCAGCAACACCACAAAGCUACCACAGUGCGCCAUCGCCAUAUCAGAAUCCAGACCAAACCACCUUCUCUCCCGGAGCACAAUAUGGUAAUAAUUAUUCACAUUCAAACUUCUCUCAGAAUCAGCAUUCAGAACAAAUUAACUGGGAUCAAUCUCAAUAUAAUCAAGACUACCACAAGUCAAAUCGUUUCCACCCUUAUAAUUUACAAGAUCGAGUAUCACAAGUAUCUUCCUCGAGCCCUUUAUAUGGACAGCCAUUAAAUCAGCCUACACCCUCACCAUCUCCAAACCAGUGUGACAAAUGUGGCUUUGUAUGCGACUCUGCUGUACAAUUGAAUGAGCAUUGUAACUCGGCUCAUGCAGGAUCAAGCUCGACACCUACGGCAGCAGCAAUGCCGUUCCAACAAUUUGCUGGUAAACAAUUUAACAGUUCUGGUUACCAAAAUGAAAAUAUUAAAGUAAAGGAGGAACAUGAAGAGUCCUCAGACAUAUUAGAUUUGGACUCACAAAAGGUGGUAUACCAAGGUAACGAGGGCGAGACACAAAACAAUCAAUAUGAAGAAACACAACCACAAGGAAGAGAAGUAAACACACGAACAGUCCCGAUGAUGCCAUGGGAGACUCAAAAAUUAUACAAUAAUCCACAAAUAAAUGGAGAUGUAUCUCUAUUUAAAGAACAGAAAAUGUUCCAAGAACAAAAACCGUACCCUUCAGACGUAAAAAUGUUUCAUCCUGAACAAAAAUUUGCAUACGCACAAGAUAAGUUCCUUCCAGUACAUCACGAUCAAAAACAAUUUAUGCAUGUCGAUCAAAAAAUAUAUUCCGGAGUACAAAUGCCAUCGCUGUCAGAAUACGCAGGGCCCGUGGCUUCAUCCAAUUCUGAUAUGAAACCGCCAUACCGGCCAUAUGAUUCGCCCAACGCACCGCAAAUAACGAGUACGCAACCUGCUAAUCCUACAUCAUCUGCAUUACCGUCGAUUGGUGGGAAAGGAGCAAAUUGGAAAUCAAAUGAAGCGAGAAGACCAAAAACAUACAACUGUACAGCUUGUAAUAAAUGGUUUACGAGUUCGGGGCAUCUUAAAAGACAUUACAAUACCACUUUACACAAAAAUGCUGUACGAUCAUCAGGUCAGCCAGAUCCAGCAACAAUGCCAAUUUCAAGUCAUCAUCAUCCCACGCGGGAGUCUCUUCAGGCUCGUGCUCAACAGCAAAGCGCAGACUCAAACACGCAGAGUCCUGUGCCCUCAGACGACAGCCGGGGCGUUGAUGAUGGAGCACUACAAUCACCCUACGCGUCGCAAAGUUUUGAUCGCUCACAUCGGGUCGCCGCGAUGCAGUCCAAGCCGCCAUAUACGCAUCUUCAACAGGGUAACUUAGAUAAUAAUUUCAGUAAUAAUCCUUUAGUUAACCAUCCUCUACAACAUCAAGUAGGUUCUCAUCCUAUUAAUAUAGGUAGUCAACCUCCAGGGAUAGGUAAUCCGAAUGACAGCCAGGGGUCUAAAGGUGCAUCAAUAUCUUCUAGUGCGAAUCCCCCAAACGGGGAAGCAGGUCCCUCUGUUUCACAAAAUCACCAUAUGAGGGGCCUGCUAUCAGUGUCAACCAGCAAUAUUUCAACUCCAGCUCUAACCCAGAGUACUCCAGCGCUUACGGCGCACACACUGCCGCCGUUCAGUCAUUUGGGUGUCAACCCAUACAGUCCGAGGUCUACGGAUCCUUUGGGGCCUUCGGUACCGGACCCCACGCACACCCCAUUAUAUUUGGGUCAGAAUUUUCAGCAGACUAUAGCACCGAGUUACCCAAACGGGAUGGCCCCCCACGUUAUGGAUAUGGCUAUCAACAAUCUGCCUAUAGCCAAUCCGGCUACUUUUGGUGAAUCAACACCCGAAGAAGUCGAAGUUAUGGAACAAGAAACGUCUAUUCAGCCUGCCAGUGGACGCUUGCCUAGCUUUUCGCAGCUCCAAACGCAGAGCUUUAGCGUUUAUGUUUCUAACUAUGUCACAUCACCUAACGUGGGGGGUCAAGUUAUUACCGACGAGUCUACCGCCGGUUACAUAAUAGUUGAUCCAGUCCAUUCUUCUCCUCAAUACAACAGUAUUGAUAUAAAUGGACAAGAUAUUGAUUAUGAAUAUAGUUAUUUCCCCAAACCUAUGAAAGACAGCAUUACUAAUUAUAAUACGGAUAACAUAAAAGUUUAUCCGUAUGGUUACGCUGUAGGGGGUAAAACUAUUAAAAGGGAGGAUGACGUAUUACGAAGUGACUCUAGUGAGCUUCAAAUUCUAAAAAUUGAAGACAUUAUGGAUUAUGCAAACAAAGAAAAUUAUGGUGCACAAAUGAAGUCGCCUGCUAGUCCAGAGAGUGCUAAAGCUGAAAAUGAAAGCCACGGCUCUCCUUCUAUAUCAUCAACGGUGCCAAGUACGCCGUUGACUGAAAGAAAUCAACUGAAAAAGAGUGCACCUACCACCGUUCAUAAAUGUUUUGAAUGUGAUAAAUUGUUUAACAAAGCGUGCUAUCUCACGCAGCACAAUAAAACUUUUCACUCAGGAGCUAAGCCUUUUAAGUGUGAUCGAUGCGGCAAGCGCUUCUCUGACGACGUUUCAUACGAGGGCCACUAUUUAAAGCAUGCUCACAAUAAGCCAUUCAAAUGCCACGAAUGCCCGAAAUCGUUUAAUCACAAAACUGAUUUGCGUCGUCACAUGUGCUUGCACUCAGGCUGCAAGCCAUUUGCAUGCGACCACUGCGGCAAAGGCUUUAUACGAAAAGAUCACAUGAUAAAACAUUUCGAUACACAUAUUAAAAAGAAUUUGCGUUCAUCAUCCUCCUCAUCCUCAGUUUCCUCGACGUCAUCUCCGUCUUCGUGAACAAGCUUUUGAAACCGACGAUAUAAAUAUAAGUUAUGCGUAUCGUAUACACAUAUCAUAACUAGAUGGCAAUACUAAAUAAAACAUUAUUUGAUUAUAUUCAUAUAUGUAUGUAGUUUAAGACGUUGAAGCUCGAUGUUUUGUUAUAUAUAUCUGUUAUGUCCUUAUAGAGAAGCCAGGAGCCGAUUUCGACGCACGCGUUCAUUCCGUCAGUUUUAUUUUUUGUUGUUCAUUCAAUCUAACCUUGUCUUCGGUGCAAGGUGACUUUACAUGUCUGGUUGUCUGGGCGCUAAACAAAACAUAUAAUUACAUGACGUUGGAGUAAUAUUCCGCAAUAUUUUAGACCGAUCCAUAUCACUUUACAUAUGAUAAUUUAUAUAGUAAUAAAAUAAUAAUUAGUUAUAUAUGAACCACUUUUAUCAAUAUGUUAGGUCAUUCCAGUGACUAUCGUUUUAAUGUUAAUUACAUAUCCUUUUACUCUAAAUGUUUUAUUUUAGUUACAAUUAUAUGUUUGCCUUUGAUUGUUGAUGUUGAUAGAAUUAUGCGUGGAAUGUAAGAGUUCAUAGAGUAUUUUUUUCAGUGUAAAUACAAAUAUUAUUAAAGAAACAUUAAUAAUAUCAUAAUUGUACCAUUAUCAUCCUAGUUGCGGGGCUGGAUAAAUGGACGUUUGACAAGAUAAAAUAUUUGGAUAGUUUUGAAAGAUUAUUUGCAAAUAAAAAUUAUUAUAUACCUAUUCUUUAAAAGUAAUUCGACAAUGAAUUGAUUAAUAUUGUGUAUUGACAUCAUAUCACCUAAUAUUAUGUAGGUUUAUUAGGUGGGCGAAACGCACGUCUUUAGUGAAUUUAUUGAGAGUGAGUAGUUAUUGCUACUAAUGAGUGGAUUUCUAUUACGAAUGUACCUAUUAAUUCAAUAUGAUGUACAGUGGCCAAAUAUGUGCAUAACAUCACUCCUUAGCCAACUUCUACUAAUAUUAAUUUUUAUUUGUGGUAAUAAUUAUUGUUUGUUGUAUUUUCCGGUGCUUCCUAUUAUUUUAUCUGUUGAAAUUUGUUUUAAUGUUAGGCUAGAUAGCUACUUUGAAAAUUCUGAUUCGUUUGGGAAUUGAAAAGUAAUUAUGCCACUAUUUAGUUACCAAUAUGUUAUGUGAACGAAUUUAGUUUAUACAUUCCUGUGUCGUUAGUGUAGGAAAGUAGUCUUCCUGAACGUUGCCAAAUUAAUUCCGCCAACUGUCUGUUGCGAAGCGAUUUAACUUUUAAUGAUUUUAGCCUAAUGAUAAUGAAAUUCUCUAGCAAUAAUUUAAUAUAAUAAUGUAAAUGUUUUCUUUUUGUAUAAUAAUAAAUAAAAUAUUUCGAUUAUUGAGUACGUGUUUAGAGCGGUAUGGGAGACAUAAACAUUUUGUAUAUAAUAUACGAAAGGAUAAUACAAUAAUAGACAGUAUGUAUUAAGCAUUCCAAGGCCCCUUGGCACAGGCGUUACAAAAUAUUCAUCUUGUUAUUUAUUCACAUUUAAUUCAAAUGGUUGUGAUCUGGAGUGUUCCCGGGUUUUUGGCAGUACAAUGUAAACAUAAACAAAUAAAAUAACAAAUACUAUAUUUAUUACAAAUAAAUAUUUCACAGGGCUGCUUCUUCAAACUAUUAUAUUAUCUAUAGAUACAUAAUUAACCGGUAGAAUAUUUUGUCACGCUUUCUCGUAGAUGGAAACCCUAUGAUUGUCUAUUCAACAUACUGAUUAUUCGUUAACUAUGGAGUCAUUGUGCAAUAUGAACAUUGUAUUGACUUAAUUUUGAUAAUGUUUGUAUUUGAAUGUUGAUUAUAUUUCAGAAAUAUUUUUAUACAAAUAGAAUUACACAUGUCUACCUCAUCAGCGACUAUAUUUAAUCAUAUCAAAAAGAUAAAAAAGUAUAUACACGUCUAUUUCAAUGAAGUUUAUAAUAAUAUUAAAUAUUUUUAAUAUAAAAAUACUGCCAGUUUGACUUGAUCGUUGAUGAUUCUAUCUGUAAUUAGUUUAGUUCGUCAGUCAAUUUUAAUGGAAAAUGUAUACACAAUAUCACACUUUUUAUAUCGGUUGAAUGUUAUGAAAUAAUUAUAAAAUGGACUGUUGAACUAUGAGUACAAAAUAAAUCUAACAAACGAGUUGGCUGACGGACCAUUUGGUUAAAUUAAUGACAUAAUUAUACAGUGUUUACAAUUAAAUAAACAUGGAUGCAAAAAUAAACUUAAGAUCUAUACUAUUAGGAACUAUUUGUGUAUCAUAUUUUCAUUAUAGCAAUAACGUAAUAAUAAAACAUUAAUGAGUAUGAAACUUAACUACCUCAAGUAACGAGUAAUAGGGUUAGAAUGUGUUGUGAGGGCGCGAACCUCGGGCUCGAGGCUGUCGGCUAACUAACCGAAUACCUCGUCUUGCCUUCCACAUUUUAUUUAAAGAUAAUUAUAUAUCAUUUAUUUACACAGACAGGCCUGGAGUUGCGCGGUCCGACGCCCGUCUUCUAAUAUAUUUUAGCGGACAUUUGUCUCCUCACACUGUUUAAAGCACACACUAGUAGUAUUUAGAUAUUAACUAAUGUAAAUACAAAAUCUACGAUAAAUUUUGUUAUUUAUCAUAUUCAAUUAUAUUCAUCGAUAGACUUAUUUUUAAUAAGUUUUACGUAAUACAAGUUAAUAUUAAUUAUAAGAUUUGAAACACUGUAAGCAGUGGCUUUGUUUGUGUUUGAUAUUAUGUUAAUUUAAUUAUUGUCAGUUACCAUACGAUUUCUGUUACAUUCAGUUGAGUAAAAUCGGAACAGUUCAAAUAUGAUAA